Salvelinus fontinalis (brook trout) is the source of this 1875-nucleotide messenger RNA. Its product is annotated as protein bicaudal D homolog 2-like. NCBI's taxonomy places the organism in Eukaryota, Metazoa, Chordata, Actinopteri, Salmoniformes, Salmonidae. Gene Ontology annotation, molecular function: dynactin binding; dynein complex binding; cytoskeletal adaptor activity. Gene Ontology annotation, cellular component: Golgi apparatus; cytosol. The transcript has 2 exons. The record is from RefSeq and is a predicted model, not a curated record. The annotation marks the transcript as partial. Gene Ontology annotation, biological process: microtubule anchoring at microtubule organizing center; regulation of microtubule cytoskeleton organization; protein localization to organelle.
GCUCUGGCAGAGUCUAUGAACCACCACAAGCGUGCAGCAGCAGAUGGGGAGACCCGGGAGGAGUGCCUGCUGCAGGAAACUGCCAGCAAGGAGGCUGCCAUGGCAACCAGCAUGGCUGAGCUUCAGGCCGAGUUACGGCAGGCGCGUAUCACUCUGGGCAACGCUCACGCAGAGAUCGACCGUCUGGCUGGCCUCUCCUCCCAGCUAAAGAAGGAGUGUGAGUGUUGGGAGGCGGAGAAGGGCCACAUGAGGAAUGAGAUGAAGGAGUAUAAGGUGCGGGAGCUCCGGCAGCUCCAGGACAACAGUGAGCUGGAGGAGGAGAACACCUGUCUGCAGAAACAGGUGUCUGUACUCAAGCAGAACCAGGUCAGAGUCUCUCCCUUCUCACCACUCACCUCACUGAUAAUCAACCAUAGAAAUAGAAUGAAUAGAAAGGGUGUCUCCAUUCAAGUCAAUUUUAUUUAAAUGAACCUUUUAUUUUAUCAGGGUGUCACACUGAGACCAAGGUCUCUUUUACAGAUGAGCCCUGAACUACAGAAAAUACACACAUCAAAUACAGAAUGCAAUCAGAAAGAUGGCAUAAUGGGUAAUGAUAGACACUUAAGUGUACAAAAUUUUUGGAACAGCAUCCCAAUAUUGAGUUGCACCCCCUUUUGCCCUCAGAACAGCCAUGCCCCAAUUGUUUGGGGCAUGGACUCUACAAGUUUACAAGAUGUCGAAAGCGUUCCACAGGGAUGCUGGCCCAGGUUGACUCCAAUGCUUCCCACAGUUGUCAAGUUGGCUGGAUGUCCUUUGGGUGGUGGAACCUUAUUGAUACAUGGGAAACUGUUGAGCAUGAAAAACCCAGCAGCGUUGCAGUUCUUGACAAACCGGUGCGCCUGGCAACAACUACCAUACCCCGUUUAAAGGCACUUAAAUCUUUUGUCUUGUCCAUUCACCCUCUGAAUAGCACACAUACACAAUCCAUGUCUCAAUUGUCUCGAGGCUUAAAAGUCCUUCUUUAACCUGUCUCCUCCCCUUCAUCUACACUGAUUGAAGUGGAUUUUAAAGGUGACAUAAAUAAGGGAUCAUAGUUUUCACCUGGUCAGUCUAUGUUAUGGGAAGAGAAGGUGUUCCUAAUGAUAUGUACGCUCUGUGUCCACCUAAUUUUUAAAACUCUUUUAAACGACUAAAGCCAAACGUGGAAACUAUAGAUAUAACUUCCUCCGCGCUUGCGCAUUAUCAUAAUUCAUAUGUGCCUCACUAGAAAUCCUUGCAUUAGCAUUUCUGUUAGCUGAUACGUCAUGACAAAAAAUACCAUAUUGACAAAAAAUACCAUAUGUCCUGUUAAUGUGCCUUGACCUUGUAGCCUAAACUGUAGAGGGGGAAAAAAACAACUGAUCCAAAUGGUUGUCCAAUCGCAGGCAGGCAAGUUAUUUCAAAAUUAAUAUGCAUUCAAAACAUCAGGCUUUUGAGAGGUUAUUCAAAUGACACGCUAUUCACUGCAGUUGACAGCGUAGACUAGAGUUUUGUACUCACUUGAAAAUAAUAAUAACAUUCUUCAUUACAUUGUCUUGUAGCCUAGAAGGAUAUAUUUCUUGUCCCUAAAAAAACUGUAACGUUAGGGUAGCUUUUCGAGCUGCGUACCUGGGAACUGUGAGGGAGUGCACUCAGCGCAGCCUCAGGAGCCCAAAGUGAAGGCUACCUAUGAUUUUGUUAUCUGAUUAACAUUCACUGUUAACUUAUUUUUCUUACACUUUGAUAUGGAAAUAUUUAGCUAAUGAAUGGCCUAAUAUCUAGCUAAUAUUUACUUCGGCUGCACAUCAGUAGGCUCUCUCUUCCAGCUGUUCCCAUGCGCAACAGGCUAUAAGCUACGCAAGCCUCUCCGUAAUAGGC